This is a messenger RNA of Cherax quadricarinatus, 5956 nucleotides long. Lineage: Eukaryota; Metazoa; Arthropoda; Malacostraca; Decapoda; Parastacidae. The record is from RefSeq and is a predicted model, not a curated record.
UGCCGGCAUCCAGACCACUGAACUCCAGAGACCAACAAGUGAGACCACAGAACCCCUCAGACCAGCGAGACCACAUUACUUCACGCACUAGCGAGACCACUAACAGGCGAUAAAACAACACAUCUCGUACCAUCAAGGAAAAAAAGUCUUAAAGUCGAGUGAGUUUUUCUCACUUUCCGACCAACGAUAAGACUGUGUGGGGGAGUAAACAUGUGGCUUACUCCUUGCCUUCCUCUACACUUAUGAUCAGGUGUGUGGGGGUCAAGGCUUCACAGAAACUAAGUGUUAAGCUUUCAAACACGUGUGUUGUGUGUGUGGCCAGUUUCAGAACACCGAAUGCGUAGGUAGAGCCAAGAGAACACCACAGAGGCGCUAUACACUGUGUUAGAAAGACAGUUGCGUAGCAUGAACGAUUUGCAAUCAGUGUUGGAAGAACAGGUGUGUGAUAGCAGUUGUGGAAAAGAAGUUAUAUCAGCGUGACGACCGCACGUGUGGCAUAUUGCCGGUAACGGAAGUGCCUCUCUCUUUCCACUUUCGUGAAAAAGUGUAACAUUUUCUCCUACGUGAAGUGUGUAUGGAGAACUUCAAGAGGUAGUCACGUGAUGCAGCUGUCUUGUCAAGCUUGACACUCUUAUUUAUCACAGUGUGAGGGUAAUAUUUCUUAGUGUGACUAGUGUGCUGCUCAGAAAAUAAAACCUGUCUCGUUUAUGCUUUCGGAAAUUUGCUAGAUGUUAUACCUACUUGAAAAAAAAAAGUGUUGCUUAUCCUGACUGGGAAAAGUGGAACGUUAGAGCUGCCUGAAGAAGCAGGAAGUAAAUGCUGCCUGAAAGACUGGAGCUUUAUUGCUGCCUGAAAAAAGCGACAUUCUUGCUACUUACAGACGGAUUAGCGCUACUAAUUGCCACUUGACAGUGUUGCAUCAGAUUAACAAUAGUUGUGACUUCUACUUACAGAAAUUAGUUCUCAUUGUUAUUGAUAUGUAGAAACCUGACGUGUAAUGAUACUUGACGUAUAUCUACGUAGCCUCUGCUUGAAAACCUGUUACUUUAAUGUUCCCUAAGUGAGGAUAUAUUUCUACUACCGGCGGGGUACAGGCACGACCCCCAACAAUUGAAACUGUGAAGGAUCUGUUACAAGACUAAGUGUAAUACUGCUGCUACCUCACGCUCCAGAGAGGUCCUACUGCAGAAGGUCAACAUCGACAGAGUGAUCCAGGUGGUGUGGAGGAGCCAGCUUCUCAGCAUGAAGACGGUGGUGAUGGUGAUGGUGGUGGUGGUGAUGGUGGUGCCAGGGAUCGAGGCUGGCACUAGAUGGAUUCCAGCGGCACCCAGGAGAAGGACUGCAGGGGUGGGUUGCUGGCACCCGGCUGGUGUGAUGGACCUGGGCCAGCGUGUCUACCUGCCUGGGUGUCGUCGCAUCGUCUGUAAGAUCUUCGCUGGACGACCCAUUCUGGAGGAGCAGUUCUGCGACGCCCUGCCGGAGAAGCGACCCUCGACCUGCGUCAUCAAACACCGUCCACAUAAGCGUCAUCCAGACUGCUGUCCUAAGGUCAUCUGUGCUCCCAGGGCUCCGAAUCUCAUCGGCGGGAAGCCCGCAGUUCCCCAGGUGUCUCCUGAGAGGCGCUAUCACCGGGUCCCCAGCGUCAGUGAAGUUCAAGACACCCGUGGUAUCAUCAACAAGCCAGCAUUCAAAUCGGAGACUUACGAGAGCGUUCUUGGAUACCCAAACAAAUCUUAUAGACCGGUCUCUGUAGCAGUGACCUCUCCGUCCUUCAUCACUUCAGAGAUUAUCUACGGGAAGGGCUACUCCGAUCCUUGGGAUGGAGGGCUUCAGCUGUCGACAGAAACCAUUCCCCAUCAGGUACAUGAAAACCAUCGUUACGAGGACCCUGCACUGUUGGACCAAGGUCUUCAGAUAUCGACAACGAGUAUUUCUCCCCAGGUACACGAAAAUUAUCGUCAUGAAGAGCCUCCACUGUGGGGUGAAAGCUCGUCUUUUGCGCUAGAUCCGCUCAGUAAUAACAUUAGUGUUCUGGAAGCUAGCGAUAGCGUGCCUGCAUAUAGGCAGGGUAUUGGGAGCGAUCUUUUGGACGAGAUCGAGCAAGGAGAAGUCAAGUCUUACCUCACCACACCAGCUCCACAGGACUUCCACAGCACAACGCAACAAACUGGUAUCUCUUACUGGCAUUUCACAGAGGCUAAUGAUGUAAGAACAUCGCCUCAUCCUUUCCGGGAUUACUCAGAUUUAUUGCCAAUAUCAAAACUAUUUUCCACAUCUCGCUUCCCGACGAGAAACCCGGAAACCACACCUACAACUGACCCAGCUCUUGGAAGAUUGUCUAACAGCUACACUCCGUGGAGACCAAUAACUAGGAUAGAAACUGCUUAUCCGUACACUAAGAAAAAAAAGACCACUCUCACCACCCCGAACUGGGGCUGGACUUCAGAAACAAUGGAUGAAACUAUUCAAUCCUUGUCAACAAGAAUAUCCGAAUAUUUUUCUACGAAGAAUCUCGAUCAUCAGACAACACCAGUCUAUCCAAGCACACGGAGUGAGCAGAAAAAAACUUAUAUCUCUACGAAGCCAACGAGUCAAUUCAGAGCCACUUCUCCAGCUUACAAUGUCUACACGAGAACAAGCAGACAGCCUACACAUCACGUCACCAAGAGGCCAGGAGCCAACAAGAUCCCCACACCAAGACCCAACGUAGAGUUCACCAGAACUACUCCGGCUUCGUACGAGUUCGCAACGCCUAAGUUGAACCCGGCUAAACACGACAUUCACGAGUUUAUCCUGACGCCGCUGGAUCCCUCUGAGCUGAUCCCUGGACACGACGUAUACGUUCAAGCAAAAUACGACGCGAUGAGGGAGUAUUUUGGUUCAGAAGAAAAGUUGCACUCGAAGAAAAACAGGCGCUCUCUUCCAUACACAGAGACUACAUUACCCUACGAGUACUCCACUACAGCACUUCCAAGGCAAGCAACAACGCACUUCGAGGACUCCACUACAGCACCGCCAGAGCAACCAGAGACCUCCACUUCAACAAGCAUUACCGAAGUACCAACAACCGUAAGGCAGAAAAGAGGCCGACCUGUGUUUUAUAUUCCUUGGAGAGAAAACUUAGUUUCCCAAUCCACAACGCCGUCCAGUAAUGCAGAAAAUAGUGAAAACGAAGAUUCACAAGGGUUUCGAGAACUCUCCCAAGCAUAUACCUUCAAGACACCCAUACCAGUCGUCCAGUACACGAACUCUCGACAAUAUACGAAUGUUGACUCGGAUACAUCAAAACCUUAUUACAACAGUAGCAAGGUAUCUGCACCAAGUGAUAAACAGAAUUUCUAUUUCGAUCAGAUGUCGAAAGAAACCAAAGAAAACGUAACUGAAACUGAUUUGCAUUACGAAACUGAUGAUGAACUAAAGAGUUCUGAAGAUUAUGGUGUGUUACUUGAAGAACUGACGACAACACCUGCUACGACACUUGCUACUUUGAGUCCCACCACGGAGCAAACUGCUUUCCUACCAGAACACCCACAACACAGGCUUAAGAAAACUACCCCCCUUCCCGAACACCUGCAACACAAAGUCACGGAACAAGCUACUUUCCAACCAGAAUAUCCGCAACACCGACUUAGGGAGCAAACUAAUCCCCUCCCAGAAGACCUGCAACACACGUUCACUGCAGCCACAAUACAACUCGACACCACAGAUGCUUUUCAACCCGAUGAUAGAGAGUUAGGUAAUGACCCUAGAGAGGCUGAUGAGGAUGAUAAUGUUUCCACAUCAGAUGCUGAUGCUCAGAAGCCACAGAGGAAAAUAGUCUGGUCACCUCCGCCGUUCAGGCCAAGUCAAAGGCAAAACCCAAGUACUGAGAUUACUAAGACACAUAUACAGGAGUCGCUUUACAGCAGUCUUCCCGAGAAAGAAUACAUGGGCCUUCUACUAUAUGAACCAAGAAAGGAAGAGAGGAAUCCGGCCUCUGAUAAGUCUAACGCAUAUGAAGCAAGAACUGAGGGAGGAAGCGAGUUUGAGGUAGGUGUGGUGACGGUAAGGACACCUCCAACGGAUCCCUUGCCGGAGAGGGAGGAUGAGGGAAGUAGCGGAGCCAUCACAAGUCACAAACUGAUGAUUGCGGACACGAAAACGAGGGUAGAAACAAAGCAGAGCGAGUCAAAGGUACUCGAGAAAGAUAUCACAACGGAAUACCGUCCAAACAAAAUUAUUUCUGAGACUUUCAGUAGCCCGUUUAAUAUAAACUCCAGGUUAUAUGCAACACCCGCUAACACAUUCCCCAGUGCUGAGGAGGUCGAGGACUUCUAUAAUGAGGCGGGGAAAGAUGAAAAUAAAAACAUUACCGAUUUAAUGACAUUUGAGAAAAUAAAAGAUACACAAAAUGAACACAAGUUGGGACUUGACUUGAAGUUUCAGGGACAGCAAGAGAUGGCAGACACCAAGAAGGACUACUCCCUAGCAACACCUUCAGGGCAAAAUGAGGCUUCUAGCUCCUUCCAAAAACGAGAGAAUACUGAUAUACCUCAUACAAACAGACCCAUGAACAUUGCCACACUUCCAUUAAAAAAUUGGUAUGGCGCUGACUACAAUGAUUUUUCUCAAGAAGAUGUGGCAAUUGAUUUAAGUAAUAAUGACGAGAGGGAUGAAGGUUUUCCACCUAAAACUAGACUUCACUCCAUGUUGAAACUAUCAAAGCCUUCGGAACCCACCGCGAUAGAUGAUGGGAUGAUUGCUCCUCCUUUCCCUGACGGUCAACUCUCCUCUUCACUCUCACCCACAAAGGAAAUUGAGAAGACUCCGCGAGAAUCCACGACAAAUUACCCCAAGAGAAGAUCGUCCCUCAUUGCCUCUCGCACAUUCCAACCCAAGUCUAAUUUACAUACCCCCUCUAGCCCGUUAUCUAACACAACUACGGCUAACACAGCAAAAACAAAAUCCAGAUUCAGGCCGGCUAAGCGGCCGUCCCAGCUUCGUGGCCCCCAUACACAACCCUCAUCCAUCAUCUCACGAAAAGAAACUUUAAUUCACGCUGCUCAACCUAGCAGAAAACUUUCCAAUUCUCGACUUGGACAACAAAAUCGCGCCUCAUCUUCUCCAGAGCAGUCAUUAAUAGCGGAAGCAGCUAAUACUCAGGAGGAAACCAUUAGACUCAAAUCCAGAGAUCGACUUCCACCUGGAACUUUCACCCGCAAGGAGACCACAUCUCGCACAAGAGGGAGGCGACCCACCCAGGCUCGACGACUCUCAAGGGUGACGACACCUGUGGAUCCUUUACCAGAGCCUCGGAAAAGUACGGAGCCCCAAACUACCACAAACUACAAAGCCACAGUAAUGCCCCAGGCGAAAACGGAGCCUUACACUACCGUAAUGCCCCUGACCCCCGCUGGACCUCGGAUAAACAAGGAACCUCAGCAGGCAAGUAACAACUCAGAAGCAGAAGCGGAAUCAUUGCAAAUCCCCGUCAAGCCGCGUCGAAUCACAAGCUUUACCUACAAGACCAUGAUCCACGGACUGCCUCGCAGUGAGCCAGACCUGAGGGAGGCCAAUGUGUUCAGCACACACUCGGCUCUACCAGUAAUUUCUUCUGUCCGUGAGGCUUCGGUCUCCGUUGAGCUUCCAGACAGCUUCCUGGAACACUCGAUCCCAACCACUAGUGAGGUUCCAGUCAACACAGAGGAGCCUGAGACAGGUGUUUCUCCCCAGGUGACUCGCUCGCCUUGGGAACCGCUACGAGAGGAGUGAUGGAGACAGCUGUGUGUGUGUGUGUGUGUGUGUGUGUGUAUGGCUGUGUGUGGCUGUGUGUGUGUGUGUAACGCUGAUCUCUUUGUCUGUGAUGCUGUCCUCUCAGUAUAUAAAUAUGCUGGCCUCUCGGUGUAUAUAUGUGAUGCUGGCCUCUCGGUGUAUAUAUGUGAUGCUGACAUCUCAAUGUAUACGUGUGAUGCUGGCC